Messenger RNA from Loa loa (African eye worm), 890 nucleotides. RefSeq names its product Ras-like protein Rab-14. The record is from RefSeq and is a predicted model, not a curated record. Gene Ontology annotation, cellular component: phagocytic vesicle; trans-Golgi network; Golgi apparatus. Bases 33 to 674 code for a protein of 213 amino acids. Lineage: Eukaryota; Metazoa; Nematoda; Chromadorea; Rhabditida; Onchocercidae. The transcript is spliced from 6 exons. Gene Ontology annotation, molecular function: GTPase activity; GTP binding. Gene Ontology annotation, biological process: phagosome maturation; endocytic recycling; Golgi to endosome transport.
UUACAGGAUAUAAUUGAUUUAAUCAAAGAGUGAUGUCAUCGAAUGGGCCUUACAAUUAUUCAUAUAUCUUCAAGUACAUUAUCAUCGGUGAUAUGGGUGUUGGCAAAUCAUGUUUAUUACAUCAAUUCACCGAAAAGAAGUUUAUGGCCGAUUGUCCUCAUACAAUAGGCGUCGAAUUUGGAACACGUAUUAUCGAAGUAAGUGGACAAAAAAUCAAACUGCAGAUCUGGGAUACAGCUGGUCAGGAAAGAUUUCGAGCAGUGACUCGUUCAUAUUACCGAGGUGCUGCUGGUGCUUUGAUGGUUUAUGAUAUCACACGGCGUUCAACCUACAAUCAUUUGAGCAGUUGGCUAACAGAUGCCAGGAACCUUACGCAUCCAAAUACGGUCAUAUUUAUGAUCGGUAAUAAAAGUGAUUUGGAUGGACAAAGGGAUGUUACAUUUGAGGAAGCAAAAGCUUUUGCUGAUGAACAUGGUUUAACUUUUUUAGAAUGCUCGGCCAAAACUGGUGACAAUGUGGAAGAUGCUUUCUUGGAUACAGCAAGAAAAAUAUAUCAGAAUAUUAAAGAUGGCAGUCUUGACUUGAAUCAAGCUGACACAGGUGUCCAGCCAAAACAAACUUUGCCGCGUUCUGCACAAUCAGCGGGACAAGAAGGGAAGAAUUGUAAUUGUUAGCAGAAAUGUAAAUUUUUACUUCCAGUUAUUUUCUUCCUCGAGCUGGCUUUUUCCUGGAUCAUCAAUAAUAUAAUCAUAUUAAAUCAGAAUUCCAUUUUUUUCCGCUUUAGAAUUAUUCACAAACAAGCAAUAGAUAGCUGGUCUUUUUGACAAAUUGCUCGAGAUGAAAUUAGGUAAAGUUGAGAAUUGUUAUAUAAGUUUGUAUCUUGAAGAAGA